ACUUGAUCCAUAAAAUAGUAGUACCUCUUAAAAUUUCCGCUUCUCCCUUACCAAAUGAGGAAGGGUGCAUUUGUAUUGAUAUUCUUGGUAUGGGCUUUCAUCACCAUCAUCACUCCUACACUCGUUCAAUGGUCUAUUGUUGCUGCUCAACCUCAUCCUCAGGUCACAACACAUGAUUCAAUACAUGAAAAGCCUAAUAAUGAUGAAGGAAUAGUAAAACACAGAAGAAUGCUGGUGCUGAUUGACGGAAUGAAUACGAGAAAAGUUCCAACAGCUGAGCCAGCAUUACCACCUAAUUCAACUGUCCCUCAGCCUGCACCAUCAUUGGAGCAUCCAUCCAACCAUGAGGCAGAAAGAUGAUCCGUUUACUAAGGGAUGUUUUUGACAUUGUAAAUCAUGAUGAUUAUUAUCAUUAGAUGCAUAACAUAGAUGUGAAUGAACAAAAGAGGUAUAUACAUCAUAAAAAUUCAAUCUUCAUUGGACAAAUGGAAGUCUGGAAGUAAUUUUCUCCCCUCUUACAUCCUCCAUACCAUACACGAUAUUGGAGGAGAAUGUGAGAGGAUGUAAAAUUGUAUAUAA
This is a messenger RNA of Beta vulgaris subsp. vulgaris (sugar beet), 579 nucleotides long. RefSeq lists its product as hypothetical. The transcript has 2 exons. The record is from RefSeq and is a predicted model, not a curated record. NCBI's taxonomy places the organism in Eukaryota, Viridiplantae, Streptophyta, Magnoliopsida, Caryophyllales, Amaranthaceae. The coding region runs from base 55 to 360 and encodes 101 amino acids.